AGUAGCAGACCACGGGACGGUCAGAGGGACCUGGCAGCAGUUAAAGCUCUUCAAUUUAUAAACCGCACGAAGAACACAAACACUUGAGGGUGUUCCAAAAGUCAGCAAAACGGAGAGAGACCGUUUGUGAUGACGCCUACUUAUUUAUGUUUUAUGUAAAGUACAAACGCAUUGCAGACAGGUUUUUGUGACACUGUCAAAAUGGUUUGUCACAUUAUUUUAAGUGACAACUUAAGCUCUUGUUUGCACUGUAUUUUGAAAGCAGAUUCAAAUUCCGGAUGUCAGAGUGUCUUUGAAUGCACCACCAAGGAAAAGUGUGUCCAAAUAAUUCCGGGAAUUGAACUGAACCUUCAUUGGACGAUAACGUGACUUUGAUACAAAUAUUUGCCAUGGUGGUGUUUGGCUGCAUCACAACAGAGGGAUACAUCAACAGCUCCCAUAGUGCCGAGGCAAAGUGCAUCUUCAACCAGAAUGACUCGGCGUGCCAAUAUGCUGUUGGCAUCGGGGUGAUUGCCUUCCUGGCCUGCGUGGCCUUUCUGGUGUUGGAUGUCUACUUGCCUUUCAUGAGCAAUGCACAGGAAAGGAAGUAUGCAGUCAUGGCUGACAUGGCAUUCUCAGGGGCCUGGACCUUCCUGUGGUUUGUGUGUUUCUGCCUGUUGGCCAAUCAGUGGGGUGGCACUCAUGAUGUCAGUGGUAUCCCCGAGGACGCUGCCCGCGCCACCGUGGCCUUCUCGUUCUUCUCUAUCGCCACCUGGGGAAUCCUAGCCUACUUUGCCCUGGGUCGCUUCCGCCGUGGUGUAAAUGAAGUUACUAUUCCAACCUACGCAGAGCCGCCAGCAGAUCACCACACCCCUUACCCUCCGACCUACCCCCCCACCGCCUACAAUCCGACUACCUACACCCCGACCACUUACACAGCCUAUCCCAGCAGUGUGCCCGACAUGCACCAACAGCCUCCCUUCACCUCGAACCCUCAGCCGCAAGGAGACGUCGGCUACCAGCCGCCCGUCUACUGAGACAAAGGGAGCUCAGACAGCCGAGGUGGCGUCUCCGGUCAUCUGCUGAUAGAGUGACUUGGAGUUGCACUGCACAGACACGGAACUAUAUCAUAUUGAUGUGGUUUCACGUUUGAUUUAAACCCCCCCCCCCCACACACACAUACACACACAAAUAUUGUCAAAUUUGAGAACCUGAGCAGUGCAACUGCAAGUUUAGCGAUGAGGGACACUGCAGUUUACGACAAAGGGUCUGUUGUCAGGUCUCGAGAAGUCAGGCUGAUUGUUGAGAUUAGUGCUGAUGAUUGGGUAAUCUGACUAUAGACCUCUGUGCAAAGAUGCAACUCUUACCUCAACUGGGCUGAUCCUGAAGGGGAGAGGUAGAUGGAAUGUACCCAGGAGGUCAAAGGUCACAUCAUGUGACUUUAUGAAGCUCCAGUCGGAGCGGAAGAAGAAAACACUGGAUGUGUUUCUCAUUUACUCUCUGCUGGAGCCUGCGAACGUGCGUUUGUACAUAGGUGUCACAAUGCGAAGCUGCCAUUUUAAUGGUUGUAUGUGCCUGAUUUCGUUUCUUAUUAAUUUAGAGGAUUUCCCCCUCCAGUUCCAGUAUCUUGAGGACCUAUAAACAGUUUAGGAUGUAUUAAAUCAAGUAUUGUUUGGGAGUAUAGUGGUAAAAGACAUCUGUAAAGCCAAAGUCCCUCUGUGAUUGAGUCACGAUUUUUUGAAAAGGGUGCUCUGUGGGGAUUGUGCAGUGAGCCAUCUAACCAUAAAACACCUGCACUAGGUUACAUUUGCCAAACUGUGGACGUGUUCAUUGGAUGUGCGUAGUCAGUGUUGCUCUUUAAACCUGUAUCUAACAUUCAGAUAGACGGGGGGAGGGGGAAUGUAGAUAACAAUGCACUUAUUGAACAAGUUUAUCCACGGAGCAUGUCCUCAUUCUGAAGAGUAACUUAUUAACGAUCUGCAGCAACAAUGCUUCUUCUUUACUCUGUGAAUAGCGAGGGCUCGCACUUCCUCCAAGGUCUCGGUGACACCAUGUUUAUCUCCAGUUUACUGGCCCAAGCUGAACAGUCAAAGGCAGCGUGUGUGUCUUCACAGAUGACAGAUUAACGCCUCAGCCUGCGAUGGUGAGAAGCAAACACCUGUCCCGGUUUACUUUGUCAUUUUUUGUUUGUUAGUUGAACAGCUCAGUCAAAGUCAAGAGUUGGCCUGAGAUCAGUUUUUCUUUGGAUCUGUGAAUGAUACAUCAGAAAUUGAAUGUGGCUAUAUUCAUCGAACAGGAUGCAGUUAAUGGGUGUAAACAUUGUCGAUUGUAUGGUUUGACCUUAAGAAGAAAACACUUGCAGAUAUAUAUGCAAAAAUAUAUUUUGCUGAUGAUUUUUUCUUUUCAUUUGUGCCUGAAGGAGAGAAACUGAACUUGAAAGUUAUUACAGUGAAAGUGAGUGAGAGUAAAAUGUGCCAUGAUUAAAUACUGAUGCUAUAUUUAGUUUAAACAGCUGUGUAUCAAAGCUGCCCUCAAUGCUGCACCAGAGUGAUUUAUGUUUCAUUUUAGGUUUCAUGUUCUGGAAAAUAUGUGAUAUCUCUUCUUCAGUGAGCACUUGGAAUCUAUGUAUUUAUGUGAGUUUGUCUUAAUCACCAAGCUUGAAUAACUCAACUGACUGCUUCCAGCUUCUCCCUGCAGUUUAAUGGUAAUGAGGCCAAAACUUGGUGUGAGAAGUUGACUCGAUGUAUAGAGUAGCCCACAUUAAAAUUACAAUGACUUGGCAAAGUAAUUCUGCAUAUUUUGUUAGAUUCGAUUAUUUUUGAAUGGUCCCAGAAUUGUGACAAGAACAGUUUGUAAGAAUUCAUGUUUAUGAUAAUGAUUUGUGAUGCUUACUUCGAUUGUUUUAUAAAAACUGGCACAAAAUCUUA
Messenger RNA from Scophthalmus maximus (turbot), 2906 nucleotides. RefSeq names its product synaptogyrin 2b (gene syngr2b). Gene Ontology annotation, cellular component: synaptic vesicle membrane; neuromuscular junction. Bases 390 to 1016 code for a protein of 208 amino acids. Lineage: Eukaryota; Metazoa; Chordata; Actinopteri; Pleuronectiformes; Scophthalmidae. The record is from RefSeq and is a predicted model, not a curated record. The transcript has 4 exons.